Messenger RNA from Balaenoptera ricei (Rice's whale), 729 nucleotides. Its product is annotated as grpE protein homolog 1, mitochondrial-like. Gene Ontology annotation, molecular function: protein homodimerization activity; adenyl-nucleotide exchange factor activity; protein-folding chaperone binding. The record is from RefSeq and is a predicted model, not a curated record. Gene Ontology annotation, cellular component: PAM complex, Tim23 associated import motor. Gene Ontology annotation, biological process: protein folding; protein import into mitochondrial matrix. The transcript has 2 exons. NCBI's taxonomy places the organism in Eukaryota, Metazoa, Chordata, Mammalia, Artiodactyla, Balaenopteridae. Bases 1 to 729 code for a protein of 242 amino acids.
AUGCAGCUGCGAUUCCAGCCUGAUACAUGGUGUAGAACUGUGUGGGAACAAGCCCACCUGGAAAGCCCGCGUGAAAAGGCCUCUUUGCUCAAGUCCUCUCCUCGGCUGCUGUGCACAGCUACAAAACAGAAGAACAAUGGCCAGAACUUGGAAGAGGACGUGGGUCAGAAGGAACAGAAGACAGAUCUGCCCUCUGCAGAGAAGACACUGAUGGAAGAGAAGGUCAAGCUGGAAGAGCAGCUAAAGGAGACCAUGAUGAGGAAACUGAGGUCCAGGACGAGGCCAAAGCUGUCCACUCAGGAAAAAUAUAAGCGAGCUUUAGCAGAUACUGAGAACUUGCGGCAGAGGAGCCAAAAAUUGGUGGAGGAGGCGAAACUAUAUGGCAUUCAGGGCUUCUGCAAGGGCUUGCUGGAGGUGGCAGACAUUCUGGAGAAGGCAACACAGUGUGUCCCAAAGGAAGAGAUUAGAGACGAUAACCCGCACCUGAAGAACCUCUACGAGGGGCUCGUGAUGACUGAGGUCCAGAUCCAGAAGGUGUUCAAGAAGCACGGCUUACUCCAGCUGAACUCUGUGGGGGCCAAGUUCGACCCCUACGAGCACGAGGCCUUGUUCCACACGCCGGUUGAGGGCAAGGAGCCGGGCACGGUGGCGUUCGUUAACAAAGUGGGGUACAAGCUGCACGGGCGCACCCUGAGACCCGCCCUGGUUGGGGCGGUGAAGGAGGCUUAG